Messenger RNA from Diatraea saccharalis (sugarcane borer), 5227 nucleotides. The record is from the annotation of a GenBank genome assembly. NCBI's taxonomy places the organism in Eukaryota, Metazoa, Arthropoda, Insecta, Lepidoptera, Crambidae.
AUGCCAGAGGCUAUUUUGCCAUGUAUUUGCACGAAUCGGAACGAGGAUGUUCAAAUAUGGUGCACACACAGCGACCUAACACAAGUUAUGAAAGGAGUUCAAAGUAUAGGAGAUUUUGUGCAGAACCCAAUAGAUGAACUUAUAAUAGAGAAUAAUUAUCUACCAUCGUUGCCGGGGAAAAUGUUUCAAAAUGUGAAAAUACUUCGACUGAUGUUGAGACACAAUGGAGUAGAGCGGCUAUCUUCUGCUUGGUUGGAAAAUCAAGAAAUAAAUUUAGUAGAAAUAUUUAUAGUAGAAAAUGAUCUACGAAAUAUACCAAGCGAAAGCCUCAUGAAGUUGCAGAAUUUACAAGCAAUAACAAUCCAAUCGCAAAACUUAAAAAGAUUACCUGUAUUAACUAACAUGCCAAAACUAAAAUAUAUCAAUAUACAAUCGGAGAGUUUGAAUGUUAUAAAUGAACACACAUUUGAAAAUUUGCCUAAUUUAGAAAGACUGUUCAUUAAAGGCAGUCCAAAUCUACGGAUUUUAAAAGAAAAUGCCUUGUAUAAUUUACCAAAGUUAAGAAAGUUAGAGAUAACCAAUUGUGGAGUUAAUUUUGUGCAUAUGAGAGCACUAUCAUUACUUCCUGCAUUAAGUGAACUGUCAUUUAGUGACAAUAAGAUUUCAGAUGCAACUAUGAUAGGAAGAGCAACCAGAGAUUUACCUUUACUAUUUUAUUUGAAUCUUAAUAACAAUAUAAUUGAUAAAUUAAAUGAAGGUGCGUUUGUAGAUCACCCUAUGUUAGAAAAUUUGUUAUUAUCAAAAAAUAAAAUUAACGUUAUUCAUCACGGAGCAUUUCAUAGAGUUCCAAAGUUGAGAGUUGUAGAUCUAAACCAUAAUAAGAUAACAAAAAUUCACCCUGAAUCAUUUCUUCAACAAUCAGGCAGUGGAGUGGAAGAAUUGACCUUGAUCGGAAAUCAAAUAAUGUAUAUUUCUGAAUUUAGGGCUCUGCUAGACGCUUUACCACGUUUAAGAUUUCUAGACUUGAGCGAAAAUUUGCUUCAAGAAAUUCCAAGAGGUGCAUUAAGAGGACAUCCAAGUUUAGAAAGAUUACAUUUAAAUAAAAAUAACAUUAAGUACAUACAAGCUGAUGCAUUUGUUGCGAUGCCCGCUCUGCGAGAACUACACUUAAAGAAUAAUUCUUUAAGUGAGAUGUAUGAAGGCCCGUUUUGGAAUUUACCAGCUUUAAAAGGACUCGACUUAUCAUAUAAUUACUUUCAGCGUUUACAACCGAAAAUGUUAUACAAUUUGCCAGCAUUGCGACGAAUAAAUUUAAGUAAUAAUCAAAUAACUAUUAUUGAUCCUAUCACUUUUAUAGAAUUACCGUUGUUAGAGUAUAUCAACAUUUCAAGCAAUGCGCUAGUUUCUAUUCAUCCAGCUACCUUCAGGAAUUUACCAAAUUUGUACGAAGUCGAUGCAAGUGUAAAUAAAUUAAUGGAGUUUAUUCCCGGAUUACCUAGGGGUUUGGAGCAGCUAUAUUUACAAAGAAAUCAAAUAACAAGUUUACCAGUACCUCCAUCGCCUGAUUUGGAUUUGCCUUCUCUGAGGACUUUAGAUAUCUCAAGUAAUGGUAUUCAAAAAAUUCCUCAUGGAUGUAUGAAAACACUGCACAACUUACGUAGACUAUACAUGAGAAGAAAUGGUCUAAGACAAAUUGAACUCUCGACAUUAAGUGAUUUACAACGUUUGGAGAUAUUGGAUUUGAGUGAUAACCAAAUACUCACUAUAAAUCCUAAGAGUUUUAGUAAAUUGAGUCGUUUGAAAAAAAUGAAUUUACAUGGAAAUUCUAUUGAUAAUUUUGACUUUAUAGUAAUACAAGAAAAUCCGGCACUUGCUAUGUUAGAUUUUAGCAAAAAUAGACUUAAGAGCAUUAGUCCGAAUAUGGUAAAAAAAGCAAUGGAUGUAGAAAUUUUUAACAUUUCUUCUAAUAGUUUAAAUGAACUACCGCCAACACUAAAUAUGUUGCCAAAAUUGAAAAUACUAGAUGCUAGCUUUAAUAACAUAAAACGAUUUGACGGUAAUAUUAUCAACAAUGUCCAAACACUAAAAGAAAUGAAAAUGCCAAACAAUAAAAUCGUAGAAUUACGCGCUGGAAGCUUUAAAGAUAUUAGAGACUUGGAGGCAGUUGACCUGGAAAAUAAUCAAAUAGAAAUCGUACAUCCAAAAGCAAUCGUUAAUUUACCUAAUCUAUCAGCUAUCUACUUGAGUAGAAAUCGUAUCGUAGAUUUACCGGAUGGGGUUUUUGAGAAUUUACCAAAGUUGAGAAUUAUGGAACUGCAAGGUAACAGAUUGCAAUUCAUAUCCUCGAGGGCUUUUGAAAAUAUUCCGCUCGUACAAUAUCUAAACUUGAGCAACAAUCAGCUUACGAACAUUGAUAACUCUGGAUUGCGCCAAUUAAUUUCCUUAGAAGUACUCGAUCUUAGUUUUAACAAACUGACCAAAAUUGACUCAUCGUCCUUUCAACACAUGGAAUGGUUAAUUGAGUUAAAUCUUGAUAACAAUUUGAUAUGCCACAUAGGCGGAAAACCAUUUGAUUUUAUGCCUCGAUUAAAAGUUCUCUCUCUGCGUUAUAACAAGUUAGCAUAUGUAAAUGAAGGAAUAUUUGGGAAAUUAAGAAACAACAUAGCUAUAUUGGAUAUUGAUGGUAACCCCUUAGUAUGCAAUUGUGAGCUUAUGUGGCUGAAGUCAUGGUUAUCAGAAUCGUCAUCUAUCGGACCGAAAUGUGCUGAUGGAACUUACGUCAAAGGAUUGCCAUUUUCAAGAGAAGACUGUGUAAAUGUAAAGGCUAAUCAAGAGGACGAUAUAAAAUUAUGUAUUACUCUCGAAAAUGAUGCAUUACUACCAAGCUUGGCUACUUCACAAGUCUUCUCAUCAUUGGACAAAAUUAAAGAUUACACAGCGCAAAUUAAAAAUAAUUAUCAACUUAAUAAGAUACCUAAUAGACCUGCACCUGAAGAGUCAGAAUAUUUCUAUGAAGAUUAUGUUGAUUAUCCAUAUAACGAAACAUUGGUUGAUACCCUCAAUAACGACAUUCGGUUGUUGCAAAACAAUAAUAACAAAUCACAACAUGAAACAGUAGCUGUUCCAAAUGUUAACAUAGAAAUUAAAAAUACUACAAUUAUAAGUAGUAAAACUACAAACAUGAAAAAGCCUGCAAGUGGCUUCACAUUUUUCGGUAUGCCUCUUCCCCCUUUAGAUGUGGGUAAAUUAUUGAAUAGUGGUCGUAAGGUUGACUGGUCAAAUAACAAAAAUUUACAACACAGUAAUAAAAACUAUCAAACUCCAGCACCUCCGAAAUUUGAAACAGGCGGAUUCGCUCCCAUUCUUCCUACAACAAGUGGUGGGUUUAAGCCGAUACCUAACCCAACAAUGAAUGUUACACAUACAUUAGUCAUUGACAAAGGUGUCGCAAAUUAUUCAACAGCUGGUAAUAUGCAACAUAGCUUAUCAAUAGCUGUAACAAAACCACCAGUGACAAAAGUUCAUACUAAUACAACACAUAAAAAGAUGAAAAGUGAAAUUCAUGAACUACAAGCAUAUCUCGAUGAUGAUAAUAGCACUCAUGUAGCUUAUAAUCGAACAAAAAAUGUUGAAGAACAAAAAAGUGAUCCGAACAACUUAUCAAAAUAUAAUUUAAUGGAAUCCAAUUUAACAAUAACACAAGUGACAGAAAAAGAAGGUGUUCUUAUUACAACAGAUACAAGCAAUGAUAUGUCUCUACAGGCAUGGAUAGAAACAAGUACACAGUCUUAUUCUAUUUCUACACCUGUUACUUCAAAACCACCAGUAAAAAAGCAUGUUGAUAGACCUCAACCAACUGCAUUAUCUGCCAUCCGAAUGCCAAAUAGUGAAGAGCUGUCAACAAGAAACAUGAGCACAAAUGUUAAACGACCUGCCACCAUUACUAAGGUCAACAUGCCACUAUUACAGCAAUAUGAUAUGCAGAAUCACAAUUACUCUCCUGUAAUAAACAGAGAGGCAAAGACUAGUUUCUUAAAUACUCCCACAGUUAAUACCAAGAUAAGACUAGAUGGUAAAGAAUGGUAUUAUAAAAACUACAAUAACUCCAAUUUGGAACCAUACAUAGCACCAGAAGUACAUUCUGCAAAAAGUGAAAGUGCAUCUCAUAAAAACUCCAUACUGAAAAUAUUCAUACUACAAUUUAUUAUAUGUGUUGACAUAAAUUAUUUACAUUGAUUUAGUUGGAAUUGACAAUACCACUUUUGAGUAUAAAAACUAUUUAUUCAUGAAAUAUUUAUGUUAUCAGUAACUAUUGUAACCACACAUUUGAUAAGACUUAAUUUUGUUUGAUAGUAAGUUAACGAAUUGUGUUGACUAUAAAAAAAUAAUUAAUGCUAUAUCCAUACUUUAACUAUACAUAAAUAAAUAAAUCAUUUUAUGCUGUUUUAUUUAGAUAUAUUUACAGAAUUAUAAUAAUGAAAACGAGAUAAAGAAGACAGAAAACUAAUUAGAUACCUGGUUACUCAGAGCCUCAUAUUUCAUUUGCUUUUUCUAUAAAGAACUUCUUUAGUUGUUCUAAAGCCUUGUACCUAUGAGAUAUAGUAUUUUUUGUUUCCUUUGGUAAUUCAGCAUAGGUUUUGUCAUGUCCAUCUGGUUGAAAGACACAAUCCCAACCAAAAUCUCUUGUUCCUCUUGGAGGAACAAUUUUUCCUUUGGUUAUUCCUUGAAAUAAUAUAACAUCUAGAUCUUCACAAUUCCCAGUACAGUAUGCAAACGUGCAAAUUGCUUCUGCGGACUUGUCUUCCCAGCCCGUAAGAAGUUUUGAUAGUCCUUCUGGUUGAAUUUUUUCCAGAAACCAUUUUAUGUAUGGUCCCGGUAAACCAUUCAGUGCUUUAAAACAAAGACUGGUAUCUUCUACUAGUACUGGUGUUUUUAGUUUACGAGCAGCUUCUUGACAUUUCUUUAUAGAUACUUCAUUUAUCUCACCUUGAAGUUCUGGUAAAUCUAAAUUGUGGCUUAUAAUUUCUAGUGGGAAAUUGUUCCCCAAUAUAGCUCUGACUUCUUCCAACUUUUUAACAUUACCAGUAACAAAUGUCAAUGUUCUUUGAGCCAUGAUAAGCAAUUUAUUGUCUUGUUCUUAACCUUUCCUAAAAGUUUUAAAUUAAUUAUUAAACGGCACUGACAUAAACAAAAAUUUAAAUUCUUUUUCUUCCGAUUGAUUCCGUGC